AUGGACCCCGAGAAGCUCAAGAAGCUGCAGGCUGCGGCCGCCAACAACAGAAUUGCGAAUAGUGGCAAGGGUACCCCCCGAAGAAAGACCAAGAAGGUGCACAAGUCAUCAGGCACCGACGACAAGAAGCUGCAGACUUCCCUCAAGAAGCUCAACGUUCAGCCGAUCCAGGCCAUCGAGGAGGUCAACAUGUUCAAAGAGGACGGCAACGUGAUACACUUUGCUGCUCCCAAGGUCCACGCCUCCGUCCCCUCCAACACCUUCGCCAUCUACGGCAACGGCGAGGACAAGGAGCUGACCGAGCUCGUGCCCGGCAUCCUCAACCAGCUCGGCCCCGACAGCCUGGCGUCCCUGCGCCGCCUGGCCGAGAGCUACCAGAGCCUGCAGAAGAAGGAGGGCGGCGACAAGAAGGAAGGCGAGGCCGACGAUGACGACGAGAUCCCCGAUCUCGUCGAGGGCGAGAACUUUGAGGGCAAGGUCGAGUAA
Cyphellophora europaea CBS 101466 is the source of this 486-nucleotide messenger RNA. Its product is annotated as nascent polypeptide-associated complex subunit beta. The transcript has 3 exons. The record is from RefSeq and is a predicted model, not a curated record. NCBI's taxonomy places the organism in Eukaryota, Fungi, Ascomycota, Eurotiomycetes, Chaetothyriales, Cyphellophoraceae. Gene Ontology annotation, cellular component: cytosol; nascent polypeptide-associated complex. The coding region runs from base 1 to 486 and encodes 161 amino acids.